Sinocyclocheilus rhinocerous is the source of this 2590-nucleotide messenger RNA. Its product is annotated as oxidation resistance protein 1-like. Gene Ontology annotation, cellular component: nucleus. Gene Ontology annotation, biological process: response to oxidative stress; regulation of transcription by RNA polymerase II. NCBI's taxonomy places the organism in Eukaryota, Metazoa, Chordata, Actinopteri, Cypriniformes, Cyprinidae. Bases 259 to 2313 code for a protein of 684 amino acids. The transcript has 16 exons. The record is from RefSeq and is a predicted model, not a curated record.
UAAAGUUGAUAUUCCUGUUUAGCCAUACUACACCGAAACGUCGAUAUAUAAAUUCAGAUCUAUAGAGAAAGAGAGAUUUUCAGUCGGUGCAUUCUACAACGACAUUUCGAUUGUAAUUUGGGAAUUUAAGAGAAAGUUCGAGUUUAAUCGUGCGGUCCUGUUCUAUUAUCUAAUGACUGGUGACAGAUUCACUGCAGCAGCAUCAAAACCCAUGACAGCGAAUCAUGCGGAGCGUCUCGAUCUGCUGCUGGUCGUUAUAUGGGAUCAUUAAAUACCGAGGUUUUCUGUAGAGUGCAGAUAAUGCUGAUAAGGAUGCAGUCAAACCUCAUGGACCACAGAGCUCAGAGAGACAAGAGCAGGGCCAGCUACUUUGGAACUGUUAAGAACAGAUUGGGAUCAAAGCUGCCGGCUGGAAUUUCGCAGCCUCCAGGCUUCAUUACUGCUCAGUGUUCCAUUGGCGCUCAGGGUGCGCUGGGGAAGAGUGCUGGGCAGGAAAGUGUCAAAGGACAUCACCAAAUCCGGAACCCCAAACUAAGACAGUACUAUCUAAAGGAGGCUGCGUUUCCAGCUAAAGAUCCAACAAGGAAGACUUUGGAGUCAUGCAAAAAAAUUGAACAUGGAUUACCCAAGAACAAGGCCUCAACCUCUACAGAGACGGCUUCUGACCUGCGUCCUAGACAAGAGCAAAGACUCGAUCCUGCACUCAACGUUGGUGUUGUAGGAGCAGCGACACUUGUGUCCCCUUCCACAGAUGCAGAAUAUGACAAGCUGAUGGAUGUGGAGGCGGUUCCUUUACCUGAUGGAAAUGUAUGUCUAUUGGCUCUCCCAUCUGAAUGCUCUCAGGGGGAGGGGCCAGCCGGCAUGUCUUGCCUCAAACUAUUUUCUCGUUACAUCACAGACAGAAAGGGUGUGGUCUCUGGAAUAUUGCUGGUGACGUCCAAUAAGAUCUUCUUUGACCCUCAGAAGUCUCACCCACUCGUUCAGGAGCAUGGCUGUGAAGAAUAUGUAUUUUCCUGCUCUGUGGAUGAUCUUGCCUCCGUUUCCUUCUACACGGACAUCUCUCACAUUCACUUCAACAAGACAACAUACAGAUUUAACAGUUGUAAGCCAUCAAAGAGUAAAAAAGAGCACAAGAAAACCCGUCAGUCAGCAUUAGAGGCCGCUCCUGCUCCCAAGUCCUCUGUUUCACAUGAUCCGACAGCAAUUUCGGGUGCAAAUCCUGAGGAAGAGGAUGAGGAAGGUGGAGAGGCAGGGGACAUGGCCAAAGCUGAGAGACAGCUGACUUUGGAGUCCGGAGGAAUGCUAACAGCAGCUGCAACUUUCUGUUGUGGAGGACCAGACAGCGUUCAGAGAGGAAACAAAGCAUAUGAACACACAGACAGAACAGAACAGCAAUCAUAUUUGGAAAGACAACUGUUAGGUACUUGUGCUGCUACAUCUAGUAGUGGUAUAAAUGGAUCUCUGAUGUUUGUGAGAAUUCGACACAAACUUCAGUAUGUUAAAAAGAAGGCUUUCUCAAAACCUAAAAUCCCCUCCAGAGACGCCUGGUUCACCCUGCAGCAGGAAAGAUCAGAUGAGCUUUACGCUUACCUGAGCCAGCAUCGGCAAGAUCUGUGCAUUCUGGAGGGAGGUGAAGAGGACGAAGCAGAGCGUGAUGAAGAGGAUUUUGUGCUUUUGGAUGAGGAUGAGCAGGAGGAAGAGGAGGGGUCUCCACAUGAAGGCCAGGCUGGGGAAGACUGGGAGAUGGUGUCAGUGGAGGAGAGUGGGCCGAAAGCUUCUGUCUCUACUGAACCAGAUGGUUUGAGUCAUAUUCUGAACCAGAGUGUCAUCCUGGACGCCCAACAAGUUAGAGAGAUCGCAAAAGAGCUGCCGCCUCGUACAAUCGGAAACACGUGGCAGCUGUCCUACAGCACAGACAAACACGGGGCCAGUCUCAAGACUCUUUACAGGAAACUCAGCACCACUGACUCACCUGUGCUGAUUCUCAUCAAGGACUACAACCAGCAGGUUUUUGGGAGCUUCCUCUCACAUCCGCUGCAUCCUAGUGAUGCAUUUUAUGGCACUGGAGAGACCUUCCUGUUCCUGUCUCAUCCACGCUUUAAGUGUUUCCAUUGGACUGGGGAAAACUCUUUUUUUAUCAAAGGAGAUUUGGACUCUUUUGCCAUUGGAGGAGGAAGUGGUCACUUUGGUUUGUGGGUGGACGAGAGGUUGUUCUUGGGCAGAAGCAGCCCCUGUUUCACCUUUAAUAACUGCAGUUUGUCUGAGACCAACGACUUCACGAUUCUGGAGUUGGAAGCCUGGACAUUCGGCUGACACAACUAGCAUUGUAAAUAAUCCAAAACAUCAUGAUUUAGUGGAAAUAUGGCCAUUAACAGAUAAACUAAUUCUCCACAGUUUACUGACACCUGUAAAUCAAAGGAAAGAGACGAUGCGAACUGUGAAUGCAGAAUAUUCUGCCUGAAGGGAAGUCAAGGGAAUGAAAGUUCACCUAACAUCUUUAACACCAUGAUGAAGAAAACCUGUUUCGUCUUGUGAUUAAGAUGCUUUUCGGUCCAGUUCAUUAUUUGAAUGUGUGCACUUCAUCAUACAA